Meloidogyne enterolobii is the source of this 717-nucleotide messenger RNA. The record is from the annotation of a GenBank genome assembly. Lineage: Eukaryota; Metazoa; Nematoda; Chromadorea; Rhabditida; Meloidogynidae.
CCCUAAAUAUGGCCGUUUCGUCUCGAGACUCUUGGUUGCAAAAGGAACAAUAGAGUCUCUUAUUCGAUUAUUUUGUUUUUUAUUUUUGAUGUUCAUUUUUAGUACAAUCUUUUACAUCUUUGUUUUUUGUUUUAAUUUUUUGUCGUAUGUUCACAAACUCGUACUAGAUUUAUUUUAGUUCAAUAAAGUUUCCCAUUCCUUUUCUUUAACAAAACUUUUUAGAUUAAAGUUUAAUUUAAUUCUCUUUAUUAAUGACUUCAUCAUUGGACAUUGUUGACAUUGACACGGAAAAUCGUGAUCCAGAUUUGACUCCAAAACUUAUUGCCGAUAAACUCAAUCUUGGUCCAAAAUUUGAAGAAUGGCUGACCAAACAAAAUGGCGACCCUCUUCUGGUGUUGGACUUUGUUGGUGGUGAUUGUUUGGAUCUUGAAAACCGGGUGCUGAUUAGAAAUGCUUUAGUCGCUAAUGGUGGUGAGGCAACUGCUUUUGGCAACAUAUUCAAGUUCCAGGACUCGACUCAACUCCGUAAUGCUAAGCGUCGGGUGAAGUAUGCAGUUCCUUGGGCAUUUUACAACUCUUCUCCUAUGGUCGAGGGCUAUCAAGGCGCCAACAACGAAUAGAUUCAAUAUACUCGAACGCCAACAAUUCUUUCUGCGGUUGUCACUUCUUUCAGUGACAAAACUGGAGUUUUGCAUAUGACGUUAAGCGAUUUUUUUG